Paraglomus occultum is the source of this 308-nucleotide messenger RNA. The record is from the annotation of a GenBank genome assembly. Lineage: Eukaryota; Fungi; Glomeromycota; Glomeromycetes; Paraglomerales; Paraglomeraceae.
GUCCUAAAUACGUCCAACAACUGAAGGAUUUGCUCGACGAUUGGCCUCUAGAAACAACUGUCGGCAUCUUAGUGACUAAUAAAUCUAAUCGGUUUACUAAAGAUGCCGUUUCAGAGGCUCAAUCGUCGAGGCAUCACAUUAUCCUCGUUGGCACGAAGGAUCUCGUUAAAAAAAUACGAGAGUAUCAGCCCCCCCGACAAGUUCAGCUUGAAAAAAAAUUAGAAGAAACUCGUUCGGAAGUCCGGCAAUUAAGAUCGGAAAUAGCUGAACUUCGGGAUCUUGUAAUUUCUUUUUUAAAAAAUAAAUAA